AUGGAUUCAGCAACAGAGGAGAACAACCAGCCAACCAACGACAACGAAGACCUCAAAGCUAACCUCAACGCAUCCGACGCCCAAUUGCAAGACGCCUGGACUACUGAAGACCUCAGCAACGAACCAUUUCUUGAAAGCUUGAGACGGUGCGAACGCCUUCUGACAUACCUGCGCACGAGGGUGGACUUCAUGGUCUCGUCGGACGAAGCCAUGGAGAGAGGCGACAGAGCCGCCGUCAACGCAAUUCGGAGGAGACGAGACGAGCACGAGGCGCAGUCUGAGUUCGCGGGACCGCCAGCCGAACAAGCCAUCAGCAGCGACAGCAAGCAGGGCGUGAAUGAGGGAGCGGCAUGGUCGAUGGCGACCGAGACGCACCGGGCGCACGAGCACUAUGCCGGGUCGUGA
Messenger RNA from Saxophila tyrrhenica, 405 nucleotides. RefSeq lists its product as uncharacterized. Lineage: Eukaryota; Fungi; Ascomycota; Dothideomycetes; Mycosphaerellales; Extremaceae. The transcript has 2 exons. The coding region runs from base 1 to 405 and encodes 134 amino acids. The record is from RefSeq and is a predicted model, not a curated record.